GUGAAAGAAAAUGUACUUAUUUCAUGUAUUAUUACUCUAACUAAUGUACUUAUUUCAUGUAUUAUUACUCUAACUAAUCAGACUAAUGUGCGAGUUCUUAAAAAAUGAUGUUUGCGUUAUCGCGUGAUAUGCGAUUACAUAGUGUGUGCAAAGAUAAAAUCGCACGAGAUAUCGUUUUCGCGUCUCAUCGUGAUUCAGGCAAAUCAUUACAAUUUUUUUCACAUUCAACACAUUCGUAUAAUUAAAACCAGCGCGGAUCGGGAUCAUCAGUAAUAUUCUCGUUACCGAUAUCGAAACUGUAAUACAAACAUGGAUAUGGAAUAGUGCAAAUUUUCAUAUACGCUGUAUCCGCUUCUCUGUUGCGAUUUUGCUCGUUGUCGAGCUUUAUACAAACCGUAUUUAAAAAAUCAGUAUGUGUGUUGUAACAAUAUUUUGAAAAGAAAAAAAAAGCUGCAGCUAAAGGCAAAAUCAAGCUGAAAUUAUUAUUAUAUCACACAAAGUAGAGAUUAUCCUUGAUUAACAAGCAAUAAAGCAAAGGACCAGCGCAAGACUAUGGGACCUCUGGAAGUACUAUGUGGCAUUGUUGCCUUAAUUUUUACUCUUUAUUAUUACUUUACAUCAACCUUUGACUUUUGGAAGUCACGUGGCAUUCAUGGUCCACGACCCAUACCACUAUUUGGUAAUAUCAAGGAUGUUAUGCUCACUAGAAAAGCUAUGAGCAAUUAUUUAUUGGAAAUAUAUAAGAAGUACAAGGAUGAAUCUUUGAUUGGCAUAUUUGCUAGAAGGACUCCCAUCCUUAUUGUAAAAGAUCCAAAUUUUAUCAAGGAUAUUCUUAUUAAAGAUUUCUCCAACUUUCCUAACAGAGGAUUACCAAUUUAUGAGAAGGCUGAGCCGCUGUCGCAACAUUUAUUCUCUUUGGAAGCAAAAAGGUGGAGACCAUUAAGGACAAAGCUAUCACCUGUUUUUACAUCUGGUAAAUUAAAGGAAAUGUUUCCUCUGAUAUUAGAAUGCUCUGAACACUUGGAACGAUACGUGGAAAAAUUGGCGAGCAGAAACGAGCACAUAGAGUGUCGUGAGCUGACAGCCAAGUACACAACUGAUGUUAUCGGUAGCUGUGCCUUUGGUAUCGAAACAAAUUCUCUGUCGGAUGUAGACAGUGAAUUUCGCAUAAUGGGAAGGGAGGUAUUUGCUCGAAAAUGGUAUAAUCUGAUACGAUUUAGAAUCAGAGAAGCUGCGCCAUGGCUGUACGUUAUUCUCGGUUACAUCCUACCGUUAACCAGGGUCACCAAAUUCUUUACACGUAUUCUCAUGGAGAAUAUCGAUUAUAGAGAAAAGAAUAAUAUCGUUCGACAUGACUUCGUUGAUACUCUACGUGAAUUAAAAAGGCAUCCGGACAAAAUCGACAUUGAAUUGACCGACAAUAUAAUCGCUUCUCAAGCAUUUGUAUUUUUUGUUGCUGGUUUCGAAACUUCAUCGACUACCAUGAGUCAUGCACUUUAUGAGUUAGCGCAGAAUCAUAAAAUACAGGAUAGAUUACGAGAAGAAAUUAACCACAUGUACGCAAAAAAUGGCGACACUUUAACAUAUGACAAUAUCAAAGAGAUGGACUACUUGGAUAAAGUUUUCAAAGAAACAUUACGAAAAUACCCGCCAGUGACGUUUUUGAUGAGGAAAUCGAUAUCAAACUACACUUUUGACGGUACCAAAAUUAAUAUACCGAAAGGCCAAACUAUAUGGAUACCAGCUUAUGCGAUUCAACGAGAUCCAGAUAUUUAUCCGGAUCCGGACUUUUUUCAACCAGAUAGAUUUAACGAGGAAAUUAUGAAAACUAGGAAUGCGAUGUUUUAUCUUCCUUUCGGCGAUGGGCCAAGGAAUUGUAUCGGUGCUCGUUUUGCUGUUUACCAGACCAAAGUUGGACUCAUAAAGAUAUUGCGAAACUACAUUGUUGACAUUUGCGAUAAAACGCAAAUUCCUUACAUAAAUGAUCCUAAAGCGUUUCUGUUAGCACCAAAGGAUGGAAUAUAUUUGAGAAUAACCAAAAUCAAUCGAGCUUAAUAUAAGUUGUACUGCUGUAUAUAGCAAUAAAAACAUGUAUAUUCAAAAAAUAAAAGUAAAAUUCGUA
This is a messenger RNA of Odontomachus brunneus, 2122 nucleotides long. RefSeq names its product cytochrome P450 6A1-like. The record is from RefSeq and is a predicted model, not a curated record. The coding region runs from base 553 to 2055 and encodes 500 amino acids. Lineage: Eukaryota; Metazoa; Arthropoda; Insecta; Hymenoptera; Formicidae. The transcript is spliced from 6 exons. Gene Ontology annotation, molecular function: heme binding; monooxygenase activity; oxidoreductase activity, acting on paired donors, with incorporation or reduction of molecular oxygen.